This is a messenger RNA of Hibiscus syriacus, 898 nucleotides long. RefSeq lists its product as uncharacterized. Bases 1 to 894 code for a protein of 297 amino acids. NCBI's taxonomy places the organism in Eukaryota, Viridiplantae, Streptophyta, Magnoliopsida, Malvales, Malvaceae. The record is from RefSeq and is a predicted model, not a curated record. The transcript has 2 exons.
AUGUCUACAACGCAGGAAGGAGCGCUAUGUAGAGCCAAAGCUGAAUGGACACCGUCACGGGAUGCAUUUCUGGUCGAUCUUUUCAUCGAACAGCACAACUGUGGGCGAACGGCCUAUAAUGAAUUCAAGAACGAAGUUAUUCGAUCUGUUACGCGUGAUUUCAACAAGAAGUUUGGCAUGAAUCUAGAAGAAAACCAGAUAAAAAACCGUUACAACGUGAUGAAGAAAGAUUACGGGGUUGUUAAAACCCUACUCGGAUAUGAUGGAUUCGGCUGGGAUGAAACUCGACGAAUGGUUGUAGCUGAUGACAGAGUUUGGGACAACUAUAUUGCGGCACGAUGUGAAGCAAGACCCUUCCGCCGCAAGAGCUUUCCUCUGUAUAAACAAAUGUCAAUCAUAUUUGAAGGUGAAAGAGCUACCGGCAAAUGCGUUCCCAACGCAGUUCCAGUGGUAACUGAAGAGGGAAAUAGCAACACCGAGACGGCUCGAUCUUCAGAGCCAACUAAUGUACCUGCACAAGUAGUUGAGGGCACCCUCGAUUCCGAUUCGAUAAUUCGAAUAAGUGACAAACUACCAAAGAAACGAAAGUCCGUUCCUCCAAGAGAUUCAGCUCAUAAGAAAGGGGUAUGCUGCGAUGCCAGCGAGACGAUCGAGAAGGCCAUGUACGAGAUGUUUUCAGCUAUCAAGUUGAGAGCUUUACGAAGAGAUGCAUCAAAUGAGAGAACAUUAUAUCAGAAGUGCCUGGAAGAGUUGCAGCAUUUAGAAGAACUGGAUGAUGCUGAGUUUACAAAGUCUGUCAACGUUCUCAAAGACGAUAAAAAUGCAAUUGCAUUCAUGACGAUCAAAGGGCCUCGGCGUUUGAUUUGGUUGAGGUCUCUAUGGCAAGCAUCGUGACAAG